UCGCUGAUAUGUUGGCCAAUCAAGGCAGAUAUAAGGUUGGUCCUCCUAUCAUCCCGGGUGGACCUAGAGAACUGUGGCCAGAAUUCCGUAGGGAACUAAAAAACACCUGGAUUGACGAUUUUUAUCAGAUCUGUGCCCUGAAAGGGCGUGUCUAUGCGUUAUAUGCCUCUCGCAACACCUUUUUGGAUGAUCCCUGGUUUUCGAAAAUCAACCGGCCACGCCGUUUCUUCACGGUCGUUCUACGUUUGAGAUCCGGUCAUUGCCUUACGCCAUCUUACCUUCAUAGAAUAGGACUUAAAGAGUCAAACUUAUGUGAUUGUGGUGAGUUGACCUAACCUGGGAUUGGAACUCCAAGACUCCUGAUGCCCCAGGACCCAGGAAUUAGGAAUAAGAAGCAAUACUACAACAC
Molecule: messenger RNA, 409 nt
Organism: Coccinella septempunctata (seven-spotted ladybird)
Lineage: Eukaryota; Metazoa; Arthropoda; Insecta; Coleoptera; Coccinellidae
Exons: 2
Coding region: 9-335 (108 amino acids)
Source: RefSeq, a predicted model, not a curated record